GUCAUCUUCUAAACUCAGCGCUACAGCUCUCCAAACCCCGAGGAAAUGCUCGCGUAGGCGCUGGUCACCGCAAGACUGCUUACCUGUCAGCCCAACUGCAUGCGUUUUUCGUGUCUUCAGCCUAUCGCACGGGGAUUGCCAACACCCAUGUACGAGAUAUGCAUCUUUGCUUUUGUCCCGUACCAGUCCACUCAUAUAUGCACGCCCCCAGAUGUACGUGCCGAUGGCAUCGAAAUUGCAUACAGCUGGCUAAUGCAGCGCGGCAAAUCGACAGCCCUGGGAGCGGGAGAAGACUCUUAUCUGUUCUACGUACGACGAGCAGUCCCCGAGGCUGCAGUCGCUCAUCCGUAAACAUCAUGUCUCAGCUGAAGCGGACAACCGCUAUACGGGUCGAUGUGGAUCGGUCAACAAAGCAGUCUACUGUUUCUCAAGUAUUUAUAUGCAGGACAUGAAGGCCAGAGAGCGCAAGUGCCCUUGGUAUCGAACAAAGUCUGCUCCGGACCGCCGCUGAGCAUGGCGAAAGAAUUCACAGAAGUCCCUGUCGUGGACUUUGCACUUUCCCAGUCCCCCGCUACGAAACUAGAGUUCCUCUCGCAACUUCGAAAUGCCCUAGUACAUGUGGGAUUCUUCUACCUAAGCAACCACUCCAUCCCCGACCAAGUGCAGCAAGCCGCUCUUGCGCAGUCGGAGGCCUUCUUCAGUCUCCCGCUGCAGAAGAAGCUUGACUUGGAGACGGCCAAGAGCAAACACUUCCUUGGAUACAAUGGAAUGAACUCCGAGAAGACUGUGGCGGUGACGGGCAACAACGAGUCGGUCUUUUUCGGCCCCGACUAUCCCCCUCCAAGCCCAGAGGAACCCGUAUAUCUCAACUUGCACGGCCCCAGUCAGUGGCCAGAUGAAGAUGUGCUGCCCGAGUUUCGGUCCGCUGUCGAGAACUACCGUUCGGCCGUCCAAGGCCUCGCGGCAUCUUUCGUCUCUUUGGUCCCCGAAGCUCUCGGUCUGGGAAGCGACUCCUUCAAGUGGUUGUUCGACGACCACCCAUUCAGCCGCCUGAACUUCCGGAGAUAUCCAGUGCCGCCGGAAGAAUCGGAGGGAGGAGAUGCCAGCCACGGUAUCGCCCCACACAAGGACAGUUCGUUCAUGACAUACCUGCUGCAAGAUGGCGACCACAACUGCCUAGAGGUCCAAAACAAGUCGGGCCGAUGGAUCUCCGUCCCUCCCAUCCCAGGGACGCUGGUAGUCAACAUUGGCCGUCUGCUGGAGAUCCUCACUCGCGGUGUGUGCACCGCGACGACCCAUCGCGUGAUACUCGGCUCUGAAGGGUUCCGCGAUAGGCAUGGCAACCGUCUGGGUCCACGGCUGUCGGUUCCAUUCUUCCAGAACGUCAACCUGCGACUCCUACCGGAAAGCUUGUCCGUCGAUGUUCCGUCGCAUAUUGUGGAAUUAUCCGAGGGAAAAGAGGCUAUUUCGGACUCUGGCACCUUCUUUUCUGGAAUAUGCGAUAACUCUGUGGGCGAUACAGUGUUUGUUAGCAUGCUGACGAGCUUUGUGGACGCUGCGCAGAAGUGGUAUCCCGACUCGCUGCAGGUAGCUCUGGAGAAGCAAUCGGAGACGAAGCGCUUAGACCAGGCGAGGGGCAUCAAGAUUCAAUAGUCUUGCGGUAGAAUUCAGAUCUGUGGGUGGAAGUAGUAACUAUCAUGCUAAAACCGGUGUCAGUGAGGUUCUUACGAGGGAAUAUUUAAGACGGAACGGCAAUGCUCUGG
This is a messenger RNA of Emericellopsis atlantica, 1763 nucleotides long. RefSeq names its product 2OG-Fe(II) oxygenase superfamily. The coding region runs from base 394 to 1653 and encodes 419 amino acids. The transcript has 3 exons. The record is from RefSeq and is a predicted model, not a curated record. NCBI's taxonomy places the organism in Eukaryota, Fungi, Ascomycota, Sordariomycetes, Hypocreales, Bionectriaceae. Gene Ontology annotation, molecular function: dioxygenase activity.